Messenger RNA from Halichondria panicea, 5644 nucleotides. RefSeq names its product germinal-center associated nuclear protein-like. Gene Ontology annotation, molecular function: RNA binding. Lineage: Eukaryota; Metazoa; Porifera; Demospongiae; Suberitida; Halichondriidae. The transcript is spliced from 27 exons. The record is from RefSeq and is a predicted model, not a curated record. Gene Ontology annotation, biological process: mRNA export from nucleus. Gene Ontology annotation, cellular component: transcription export complex 2; nucleus; cytoplasm. The coding region runs from base 237 to 5507 and encodes 1756 amino acids.
GAGGUACACACUCGUUUUUGAGUACUUGUAAGUUCUCAACAUUCAUGGGAGUAGCCAUUCUCACACUAGUAUUCUCAUGAGAAACCAACACGUGGUUUGAGGUCUGAAAUUAACUCUUUCACAUCUUGGUAGAUUUGUAUAUAGACUUCUUCUCUGUCAAAGCUAUAUAUCUAUGGUCGAUCUAUGGUCGAUCAAAGGUUUUAUAUUUCCUCAAAAGCUUAAGAGUGUGUGCAGGCAUGUAUGGGAGUAGUCCCAAGGCUGGACUUGCUCAGAAAAAGAAGAAGCAGGCCAUUAGACGGCUCUCACAGACAGGCAGGAAAGGAUCAGGCAAUGUCGCUGGUGGUGGCCGAGGGAGGGCAAGACGCCCAUCUCAGCAAGGACAAAGCGCUACCCAAAAUAUGUCUCAACCUGGCUCUCAAUCAGGCCUGGAAAAUCCGUUUCUUAAAGCCCUUCCAGCAACAGACUCACAGGUGAAAACACUAGUGGUGAAAACAAACCAAGGAAAAGACAAUCCGUUCUUGAGUAGUCUUACCCAACGCAAGUCAGAAGAUCCACUACCAUCCAGUCGCAGAAAAGUGAAAAAAUUGACCGUUCCCCACACUAUGACUUUACCUAUUCGCAGUGCAACAGUGCCAUCCACCUCCUCUUCAUUAACUGGACACCCACCAGAUAUUCACUCUACUAGUGGACAAUUGAACCCAUUUCUAGCCCCCUCCCCACUCAAAGCAUCAAGCACUGGAAAACUCAAUGUACAUUUGUCAAUGCAAUCGGACACUAAACCAAAAGUCUCGUUUGAUCCAUCACUGGAGUCUCAAACUACCAGAAAACGUAGAGUACCGUCGUAUUCAGAAGUAGUCGCUGCUCAUACUCAGAGUAAACCGGCCACACAGCCACAACAGUACGCCAACUUGAAGACAUUGCAUAUUAAGGGUAUACCAAAUGAACUGAACACUUCUGAAAUAUUACGGAGUCAUUUUGCAAAGUUUGGCCAAGUCAAGCUCCUUAAGUGCUUUCCAGCAAAAAUGUUUGCCACUGUAGAGUUUGCUUCUCGGGAAGAAGCUGUUAUUGCGAAGAAAGCUGGGAAGAUUAUUUCACCGAAGCAUGAUCCACUGAUAAUAUUUUGGCAUGCAAGCCGACAACCAUCGUCUAGCACCCAGCCAGAUGUUCCAAUCAUCUCCUCAGGCAAUGAAACGAGUACAGACCCUAAAAUCAAGAAGCCAGUGAAACAGCAGUUGAAUCAACAGGGCGAUACUCAGCCCGCUAAAAAUUUUCCUUUGCAACAGUCAGUUCAAAACAAACCCAAGCAAUCGAAUGUGUGGAGCCGUUUGGGACCUGAGAAGAAAGAUGCUGAUGAAGAAUGGACACCUGACAAAGCUGAUGGUGGUGAUGAACAACAAAAUGAAUAUGUGGAUGAGGGCGUAUGUGAAGGGCCUAAUUUCAUACAAGAACUCGGUCUCAAAGUAACUGGUGAUGAAAUGGAUACCAUUGCUAGGUCAGCUGAUCAUCCGUACUUUUUACGCUCACUGAUGCAGCCUGAUACUGGCCCCUCUACUUUAACUCAGCCGCUAGCCACUGUUACCAGCACCGAUACUAAUACUAGUUUGCCUGAUUCUCGUCAACUCUACAACAUCCCCAUACCUGACAUACCUCUGCUGCCUCACACGCGUGGACACACUGCUACCGAGUGCUAUGAGAGUCUAGAUGCUAGGGAUCAACAGAUCAGGAAAGGCACUGUGAAAAAAACGGUGCUGUCUGAAGCCCGAGUGAUAGUGGGCACCUGCCCAGACUUGUGUCCCGAGAAGGAGAGGUAUCGAAGGGAAUACACGAGACGAUUGAGCUGGUUCGAAGUUUCCAGGGACUCUACUACAGGAGGACGUAAACCCAACGUCAACCAUAAGAAGGCUAUCAAAGAGUACAGUGGAUCUGCAGCUGACAAGGAGGAGCCUCUUCCUCAUGAUCUGAGACCACUCAGCGUGCUGCAGAUGACCAUGGAUUACCUGGUCACCAGGGUGAUGGACGAUUACCAGGAGAGGCCUGCAGACUGGUACGACUUUGUCUGGAACAGAACUAGAGGAAUACGAAAGGACAUAACUAUUCAGCAUUUGUGUACAGUAGAGAGCACAGAGUUGACUGAGAAAUGUGCCAGGUUUCAUAUUCUUUGUUCUUACCUGCUCUGUGAAGAAGACACCAACACGUUUGACCCUCGGAUGAACAGUGAGAACCUCAACAAGUGUCUCCUCAGUCUCAAGCAGUUCUAUAGAGAUCUGAGGGUGGAGAAGGGUGUUCUUUGUCCAAAUGAGGCGGAGUUCUGUUGCUAUGACAUCCUCCUGCAUCUCACUGACGGCAAUGUACUCGACUUGGUGACCCAAUAUUCUCCGUCUGUCAUAGACACACUGGCAGUGAGGUUUGCUAUAGACGUCGCUCUUUCCUUCGACUCAAACAAUUUUGUCAAGUUCUUCAAGCUAGCAAGGACAGCAACAUUUCUGAAUGGCUGUGUUCUUCAUCGCUACUUCAACUUGGCUCGCACUAGAGCUGUGGAAGUGCUCAACCGUUCUCAUACCUCCCAGAAGAGACCAACUAACUUCCCUCUCUCAGACCUUUCCAGAAUACUGGCCUUUGGAACCAAUGAAGAGGCAGCUGUGUUUUGCGAGCUGUCGUUUAAUCUGACGGUCCCACCUCCGCGGAAAACUGUUCAGUUCUUGCGAGGAGGCAUGACUGAGGGAGAGCAGAUGCCGGCACAGAAGAGCUACCAUCUUGUCGACUGCAAGAAUAAGAAACCACUUGGAGAGGUGGUGUAUGGGAAACCUCUCCCGCCCUUGUUCAACCAUACCCCUUUCUCGAGUUUCUCGUCAGAGGGUCUACCACUGCGUUCGAUUACCCCUCCGCCCCCUACCUAUGUCCCCCCUCCCCUACCACGUGAACCCUCGUACACAAAGGAGGACCUUAUGACGGCUGUGGAGAGUGUGGAGUGUGAGGCUGUGAGUGUGUGUGUGGAGGAUGUGGUAUUUGAGUGCCUGCGUGAAGAAAUAGACCUUUUGAGAGAGAUAGAAGAACUAGCCUGUAUCUUUAUACAAGAAGAGCUUCUACAUGAGUUGAUCAAGGCUGAGAGUCAAGAGGUGGCUCAGAAGGCUGUCUUGGAGACCCUGGAAGUCAAGGCAAUUAAAGACAAAAUGGCUGAAUCUGCUGUCAUAGAGGCACUUGAUGUUGUGUUGAAGGAGGCAGUUGAAGAGAUUAUUCAGACCAUCUAUUGGGACUGUGUGCUGACUGCCCAGGCAAAAGAGGCAGCUGUCAUUCAUCUCACUGUGGAGCUGGUGGAGGAGUGUGUGUGUGAGGGUGUGAGGGGGCUGGUCUGUGAGACACUCGAACAGGUCAAACACGAGAAAAAGGAAAAACUAGAGGCAAUCAGGCGGGAAUGUUUAUUGCAGCGUACACUCAAGUACUGGCAAAGAUGGCGAUUGUCAUUGAAGGCCAGGGAACAUGUUCGACAGUGUGCUUCCGAUAUCCCACCCCUCCCUCCUAUGAUGUCAUUACCAUGGCAACUGGACAUCCUCUGCCCACUUGAGAAACGACGAAAGGUAGAAGUCGCAACCUCAUUUGAAACUGCUGGGCAACUGGAGGACAGCAAGAAAGAAAGAGAUAAAAGACGACACGAAUUUUAUGCUCCGUUGAACCUGCCGCUAAUUCUCCAAGACUCCCUCCUGGCAUUCCACACCCCCUCACACCCCCACACUCCUCACAUCCACUGGAAGCUCGCGUUCAUCUACCCUCCACAAAGUACACUCCCCCCUUCUGAUAAGCACACUCUCAACUGGCUCUAUCGGAAACUCAAGACCGUUACUGGCUCAUCUGUUCCCAGCAAAAACACAGAACUGUUGGCUUUGUACUCUGCCCCUGUUCAAGGGGGUGUGCUAGACCAUUGGGAUAAACAGGCAACACGAAAGCUAAACGUAGCCGUACAGGGUAUAUGCUCUCACUGGAGAGGUGAAGUGAAUGGAGCAUCAGGGAUCAUGCUGUAUGCACAGUUGCCACAAGGAGAGAGCAUUCAGGAAUACAUUGAGAGUGUGUUUGAGAUGCUGGGUGUGGUGAUGAGGAGUCACAAGAGCUCCACUCCUGUACCCCUCUUGUUAGCCCACUCUAGGGAACUGGAGGACAACCACUUGGCAGCGUGGAUCUCUCUCAGAAGAGCAUUUGGAGACUAUUGUAAACAACCACAAUCGUGUUUGUCUGAUGUGGAGUGUCUCAAGUUGGACAUCCCCAGUUAUGUGCCACCCACGCAAACCACAGAGGAAGAAGCAGUGUGUACGCGUCUUCGCUGGCUUGUGGAGCACUCCCCAUCUCCGCCCACUCUGUUUCACACACCAGUCAAGGACUAUGUCGAGAAAGGUCUACUUGAUCUCUUUGUUCCACUGGUGGUCUCAGACAGCACUGCUCGGGAGAAGGCCACCCUCCCCUCUCAGGCCCCUGCCCCUAUUAUCAGUCUCUAUAAUUACAUCCUAGACCACUUGGCAACUGUUGCAACGGGAGAAGAGUUGGAGGAACUUGAUUGGCCAAUUCCUGAGUAUGCAGCACAAACAUUUACACAGAAAAGUUUGCCUCCGGUCUUCUGGAAUCGUCCUUCCUACUUGUCUAAGUUGCAGACGUGCCUGGCCAGCCUUCAGUUGCCCUCCCCUGCUCUCAGUCUGGGUCCACAUUGGACUGAGGCCGAGUGGUCCACUCAGUGUUCCCAGUGUCUCAACUAUGUGGCCUCCUUGCAGCUGCCUGGGUCCCCUCAUGGCUCUGUCACAUUGCUCUCAAGGAUCAAGGCCUUACUUCACCGCCAUCAUCACAUGUUUGAGUGUGGUGAGACUGAUGAACCAGAAUGCUGCGUUCCAUGGACUCAUGUGAUCCUCGCUUGUAUUGAGCACAUCCUCUCAUGUUUGGACUCAGAUCUUUGGGCAAGUACUCUCCAUAGCGUUAAACGGAAGUUUACCGUGCCUACAAGCUGGCUGAGAGCGCAGGCAGAGACAAGUCUUGCCACAGCUUCUCAACUCACUGGGCUACAGUCACCAAGGAAAAUAAGGCACAGAAGACAUAGAAGUGACCCUCCUCAUCUGACGGGGACGCCCCUACAUUCUUCAACUCAUUACCCCAGUCCCUCUCCUACCCCUAAGCCCCCCUCUAGUGUGGGUGUGUCCCCGUAUGGUGUACAUGGCAACACAACCAUCCCCUCCACUGUGUCCCUACAUCAUGAGACAACUGCUGUCCAAGUUAGGGAACUGACACAAAAGCUAACAUUGUUGCAAAUGGAGAAAGCCCACUCACAAAGGUUUGAGGCCCAGCUCCAGGAGUGGAUGAGCUCUACCAGUGUGCCCAGCCCACCUGUAGUGAGUGAGCAGGUUUCCAGUGAAGGUCGUCCGAAACCCUCCUCCUUAAGUGAAAAACUGGAAGAGCUUCAGGCUGGGAUCAGAACAGCCAGAUGGAAAGAGAAGGAAACCAAUACCUACCUAAGAGCUCUUUCAAGAACUUAAUGAAUUCAUUGUAACUGUACACAUAAUGAUCAUGUGCAUGACUGUCUUAUUGCGCGUUUGUACACUCUUGUGGCUGUCAUUACCACUUAUUAAAAUCAUUGUACAUUCCUUGAAAUAAAAUAAUUUUCGAGUAAUAA